Messenger RNA from Otolemur garnettii (small-eared galago), 3106 nucleotides. RefSeq names its product gamma-aminobutyric acid type A receptor epsilon subunit (gene GABRE). The coding region runs from base 21 to 1553 and encodes 510 amino acids. Gene Ontology annotation, biological process: synaptic transmission, GABAergic; signal transduction; gamma-aminobutyric acid signaling pathway. The transcript has 9 exons. NCBI's taxonomy places the organism in Eukaryota, Metazoa, Chordata, Mammalia, Primates, Galagidae. Gene Ontology annotation, cellular component: neuron projection; GABA-A receptor complex; synapse. The record is from RefSeq and is a predicted model, not a curated record. Gene Ontology annotation, molecular function: GABA-gated chloride ion channel activity; benzodiazepine receptor activity; transmitter-gated monoatomic ion channel activity involved in regulation of postsynaptic membrane potential.
UCGCGCCGCUCUCCCCAGAAAUGUUGUCUAAAGUUGGCGUGCCCCUCCUGGCUGUGCUCCUGGUCUUCCAGUCGAGGGUUGAGGGACCUCAGAUUCCAUCAGAUAUUGAAGCCUCUGGCCACGAGGAUGUGGUCUAUGGCCCUGAGCCACAGCCUCGUGAAAGUGAGCUCCUUGCUGUAGAAACAACACCCACCCCUGAGACUGGGCGCAAAGUUGGCAAACUGCCUGAAGCUUCUCGCAUCUUGAACACUAUCCUGAGUAACUAUGACCACAAACUGCGCCCUGGCAUUGGGGAGAAGCCCACUGUGGUCACCGCUGAGAUCUCCGUCAACAGCCUUGGUCCUCUGUCCAUCAUGGACAUGGAGUACACCAUCGACAUCAUCUUCUACCAGACCUGGUAUGAUGAACGCCUCCGUUACAAUGAUACCUUUGAGACCCUCGUUCUGAAUGGCAAUAUGGUGAGCCAGCUGUGGAUCCCAGACACCUUCUUUCGGAAUUCUAAGAGGACCCAAGAGCAUGAGAUCACCAUGCCCAACCAGAUGGUUCGCAUCCAUAAGGAUGGCAAGGUGUUGUAUACAAUUAGGAUGACCAUUGAUGCUGGAUGCUCCCUCCACAUGCUCAAAUUUCCAAUGGACUCUCACUCUUGCCCUCUGUCUUUCUCUAGCUUUUCCUAUCCUGAGACUGAGAUGAUCUACAAGUGGGAUAAUUUCAAGCUUGAGAUCAAUGAGAAGAACUCCUGGAAGCUCUUCCAAUUUGAUGUUAAGGGAGUGAGCAACAAAACUGAGAUUAUCUCAACUCCAUCUGGCAACUUCAUGGUCAUGACCUUUUUCUUCAACGUGAGCAGGCGCUUUGGCUAUGUUGCCGUUCAAAACUAUGUCCCUUCUUCUGUGACCACGAUGCUCUCCUGGGUUUCCUUUUGGAUCAAGAAGGAGUCUGCUCCAGCUAGGACCUCCUUAGGGAUCACCUCUGUUCUCACCAUGACCACUCUGGGCACCUUUUCUCGUAAGAAUUUCCCACGUGUCUCCUACAUCACGGCCUUGGAUUUCUACAUUGCCAUGUGCUUCGUUUUCUGCUUCUGUGCUCUGAUGGAGUUUGCUGUGCUCAACUUCCUGACCUACAACCGGACCAAAGCCCAUGCUUCUCCGAAACUCCGCCACCCUCGUAUCGAUAGCCGUGCCCAUGUUCGUACUCGUGCGCGUGCCCGUGCCCGUGCUCGUGCCCGUGCCCGCCAGCAGCAGGAAGUUUUUGUGUGCGAGAUUGUCACCUCUGAGGGAAGUGAUGGAGAAGAGCGCCCGUCUUGCUCAGCUGAGCGGUCCCCUAGCCCAGGUAGCCCUGAGGGCCCCCGCAGCUUCUGUUCCAAGCUGUUUUGCUGUGCGUGGUGCAAGGGUCUUAAGAAGUACUUCUGCAUGGUCCCUGAUUGUGAGGGCAGCACCUGGCAGCAGGGCCGCCUCCGCAUCCACAUCUACCGCCUGGAUGACUACUCGCGAGUUCUUUUCCCGGUGUCCUUCUUCCUCUUCAAUGUGCUCUACUGGCUUGUCUGCCUUAACCUGUAGGUGCCAGCUAGCACCUUGGGGCAGCCUCCCAGUUCCCCAGGAGGUCCCAAGCCCCUUGCCAAGGGAGUUGGGGGAGAGCAGCAGUAGCAGGAGCAAGUAGAGAGUCCUUCCUUCUGCGUUUCCCAGACAUGAGCCUGCAGAGUUGUCUUUGCCGGCCCUCUUCCCUACCUGGUCCAUUUCCAGAUUAGCCUUGGCAGCCCACCGCAAGUAAGAUGGCUACCUCUGUAGUCUUCAGGGGCAUCCACAAUGCUCAGCACUAUCGCUCAUAGACUCUCAGUGAUCGGCUCCUUAAAAGUGUGCCCAAGUACAAGUAGAAAUGCUAUCCCCCAACAGUACUGACAACCACUGCCUUUUUCCAGAUAACCAUUGUUGCCUUUGUGGUGCUCCAGGCCCAACUCUGGCCUUAGCCUCAAAGUGCACAGACCAAGUGCUUGCCUGUUCCUGACACCUACCUAAGGUGCUGGGUAGUAGUGUAACAGGGGGAGAGGAACCCCAUUCAUAAAUCAGAUUAUUAUAUUAUUGGUUUUCUCUCCCUGCCCCCCCCCCUUCCUCUGCAGAUAGACAGACACUGGCAUUAUCCCUUUAGGAGGAGGGGAGCUAGCAAGUGAGCCUAUUGGGACAGUAUCUCUCCUUCUGCUGCUGUGACACCUCCCUCUCCCCCUCUGCCUCCAUCUUUCAUCCGCACUGCCAACUCAAUGCCCUGCAUCCAGUGGGUAUCUGUUUUCGUGUGUGAUGAUAGUAAUUCCCCCUUGCUUUAUAUGCUACCUCCUUCCUCCUCCUUGACCCCUGUGACUUUUUCUGUAACUUCCCCAGUGACUUUCCCAGCCCUGACCCAGGUGCUAGGCCUUGGUGACUUCCUAGGGCCAAGAUACUAAGGAAACUGUUUUGGAGCGGGCAUUCCCCGCCAUUGAUUGGUGUCAAUCUAAGGCACAGCAUGGGAGCUUCCUUGGCCCUUGGACCCAUGAGCCAGUCCACUCUUGUCCCCGGGGCACUCUCACAAUCACAAUCAAUCAAUUGAAUUCCCUUAAAUUUGUAUGGCACUUUACCUUUGGCUAAGCACUUUGGACAAAUUAUUUCUAUUUGGAGCCUCAUUAUAGCCCUGUGACAUCUUCGGGGCAGGAUUCUUAUCCCCACUGUGCAGAUGGGAACCCCGAGGCACAGAUUUCUGUGGGACUGUGAAUCUCAUUGGAAGCUACCCAGGAGCCCACUGUCGUCUUCUAAAGACCACAUGACAGGGCUGGGCAGCUCAGUUCACCAUGAUUCGAUCCUAUCACCUCUGCUGGUACCCCAGUGGUGGUGCCCAGAAUGCAGCCUCUCUUUAGCACUGGCCUAUUCAAUUUCUGGGCCUGAGGUGCUCAGACUGCCCCUAAGAUCAAAUCUCUCCUGGCUCUGGUAACCCAGUGAGAUGAAUUAGAACACGCCCCAUUGCUUAUAUAUGCUGAAUGAAAUCUGUGUCUGUAUUUUAUUGGGGGGUGGGUAGGGUGGGGAUCCAUCUGCUUUUUGUCACCAUCAUCUGAAAGGGGAACUAUACAAAUAAAUAUAUCAGCAAAGCA